Messenger RNA from Australozyma saopauloensis, 1059 nucleotides. It is a transcript of the gene OP4, whose product is annotated as Op4p. Bases 1 to 1059 code for a protein of 352 amino acids. The record is from RefSeq and is a predicted model, not a curated record. Lineage: Eukaryota; Fungi; Ascomycota; Pichiomycetes; Serinales; Metschnikowiaceae. The transcript has a single exon.
AUGAAGCUUUCUACCACCGCCCUCGUGGCCGUUUUGCUCUCUACUGCUGCCGUGUCGGCUGCUCCUACUCAGAUUACCGCUGAGAAGAUCGACACCAACUCGUUGGUGAAGAAGUCUGACAUCAACGAUGUCAUGGCCUUGAUUGAGCAGUUGGGCCAAAACAACCAGAAGAGAGCAUUGAUCGAGGAUGAGGCACAGCUCUUGGAACUUGCUACCAGAGACCAGUCUUUGUUGGCCCAAUUGAUCACCGCAUUGCUGAACUCUGGCCUUAUAGGCGACAUCUGGAAGAUCUUGACCACAGACCAGCAGUUGAAGAGUCUUGUUGUCGGCAUGGUCAAGAGUGCAAUCAAAGGUGCUAUCGCGCAAGGCCCUGCCUUGAUUCAAGCUGUUUGGCAAUCUGGUUUGCUCCAGACGAUCUUCAAGGAUAUCUUCCAGAAUGGUGAAUUGAGACCACUUCUCUUCAGUGCCGCAAAGGCCAUCUUCUCCUCGGGCUUGAACUUGUUGAAGGCCUUCCUUGCCAUGAGAAACGGCGGAAGCACCGGAACUACUCCUGCUCCAAGCACAGGCUCCGGCGCUGCUGCUAAGAGAGAGCUUGACACCGAUGCUAGUGACAACGUCAUUAGACUGUUCGACUUGUCUCAAUUGGGUGAUGAUGACUUCAUUGACAAGAGAGACAUGUUGGCUGUUGCCCAGCAAGUGUACACUGCUAUCAAGAACACUGGUUUGGUCCAGGGUCUUGUCCAAAAGGCAUUGGCUGACCCACAAGCAUCCAUCUCUUUGUUGACCAACGUUUUGAAGAAGGGCUGGGUCUUGGGCACAGACGUCUACAACUGGGCCAACCAGUCUGGUAUUCUCCAGUCUGGUCUCAAGUGGCUCGGUGCCAAUGGUGCCACCUAUGCUUCUGACGUUGCGCAGUUCCUUGGUAACCAGAUCGCACAAGGAAAGGCUUCUGUCAGCGACAUUGACAAUGCACAGCCUAUCUCUGGUGGUACCACCACUCCAACUGCUGCUGCUGCUGCUCCUGCUGCUUCCGGCUACAAGCAGAGAAGAAACUAUUAG